Molecule: messenger RNA, 1403 nt
Organism: Odobenus rosmarus divergens (Pacific walrus)
Lineage: Eukaryota; Metazoa; Chordata; Mammalia; Carnivora; Odobenidae
Gene: ACTL7B
Product: actin-like 7B
Exons: 1
Coding region: 56-1309 (417 amino acids)
Cellular component (GO): cytoplasm; nucleus
Source: RefSeq, a predicted model, not a curated record
UUCUCCCCACGGAGCUCUAGGAUGUGGAUGUGAGAAAGGUGAGCCAAGAAGGAAGAUGGCAAUGAGGAGCAGCCCUAGCCCCAUGCCCCUGGGCAUGGCUCAGGGUGACCCUGGAGAGGCAGGAACACUGCCAGGUCCCGAUGCUGGCAUCCGGGACACGGGUUCGGCCACUCAGCUGAAGAUGAAGCCCAAGAAGGUGCGCAAGAUCAAGGCCCUCAUCAUCGACCUGGGCUCCCAGUACUGUAAGUGUGGCUAUGCGGGCGAGCCGAGGCCCACCUACUUCAUCUCCUCCACUGUGGGCAGGCGCUACUCUGAGGCGACUGAUGCUGGUGACACCCGCAAGGAGACCUACGUGGGCCACGAGCUGCUCAACAUGGAGGCACCCCUGAAGCUGAUGAACCCGCUCAAAUACGGCAUCGUGGUGGACUGGGACUGCGUCCAGAGCAUCUGGGAGUACGUCUUCCACACGGCCAUGAAGAUCCUCCCCGAGGAGCAUGCGGUGCUGGUCUCUGACCCCCCCCUCAGCCCCAGCAGUAACAGGGAGAAGUACGCGGAGCUCAUGUUUGAGACCUUUGGCAUCCCUGCCAUGCAUGUGACGUCCCAGUCGCUGCUGUCCAUCUACUCCUACGGCAAGACCUCGGGCCUGGUGGUGGAGAGCGGACACGGCGUCUCGCAUGUGGUGCCCAUCUCGGAGGGCGACGUGCUGCCGGGCCUGACAGGCCGAGCCGACUACGCUGGGAGCGACCUCACCAACUACCUGCUGCAGCUGCUCAACGAGGCCGGCCACAAGUUCACGGACGACCACCUGCACAUCAUCGAGCACAUUAAGAAGAAGUGCUGCUACUCGGCACUCCUGCCCGAGCAGGAGCUCGGCCUGUGCCUGGAGGAGAUGCGCGUGGACUACGAGCUCCCCGACGGCAAGCUCAUCACUAUUGGCCGGGAGCGCUUCCAGUGCGCCGAGAUGCUCUUCAAACCUGCCCUAGUGGGCAGCAACCAGCCCGGCCUCCCCACGCUCACGGCUGCCUGCCUGGAGCGCUGCCAAGAGGCGGGCUUCAAGGAGGAGAUGGCGGCCAACGUGCUGCUGUGCGGUGGCUGUACCAUGCUGGAUGGCUUCCCCGAGCGCUUCCAGAGGGAGCUGAACCUCCUCUGCCCCGGGGCCAGUCCUGCGGUGUCUGCUGCUCCGGAGCGGAAGACCUCCGUGUGGACCGGCGGCUCCAUCCUGGCCUCCCUGCAGGCCUUCCAGCAGCUCUGGGUCAGCAAGGAAGAGUUCGAGGAGCGGGGCAGUGCCGCUGUCUAUGGCAAGUGUUGAGCGGCGGGGCCCUGACAGGCAGGGCCUGGUGGGCAGGCGGCCUGCGACCGCUCUACACAUGCACAGAAGUUCCCAUUAAACCUUCACGUGCAGU